Anthonomus grandis grandis is the source of this 600-nucleotide messenger RNA. Its product is annotated as KRAB-A domain-containing protein 2-like. Lineage: Eukaryota; Metazoa; Arthropoda; Insecta; Coleoptera; Curculionidae. Gene Ontology annotation, molecular function: nucleic acid binding. The transcript has 4 exons. The record is from RefSeq and is a predicted model, not a curated record. The coding region runs from base 1 to 600 and encodes 199 amino acids. Gene Ontology annotation, biological process: DNA integration.
AUGAGUGAAAUGAAUUCACGUUGCCAGGUUGACCUUAUCGAUAUGCAAAGUGAGCCUGAUGGAGAAUAUAAAUUUAUUCUCAAUUAUCAAGAUCAUCUAACUAAAUUUGUAAUACUACGACCACUUAAAACAAAGACAGCAAAUAAAGUGGCAGAUGUUAUUCUCGAUAUAUUCUGUUUGUUUGGAGCCCCAAAUAUUUUGCAUAGUGACAAUGGAAGAGAAUUCAGCAACCAGGUCAUUGAACAAUUAGCAGCAACUUGGUCAGCUAUAAAAAUCGUUCACGGUAAACCACGACACUCCCAGAGUCAGGGCUCCGUUGAAAGAGCAAAUCAAGAUGUUCGCGAUAGCCUUGUAGCCUGGAUGUCAGAUAAUAACUGUCAAAAUUGGGCAAAAGGUCUUCGGGUUAUUCAGAGUACAAAAAACCGCAGUUUCCAUACAGCAAAUGAAAUUAAGACUGAAGAACAACUUGAAGAGCAUCUGAAAUUAAUAAAAGAAUCUUUAGAAAAAGAACAAGAAAACGACACCGAAUUUAAUAUCGAAAAGGAACGAGAAAACGAAACGCAAUUUCAUAUGGAAACCGAAUUAGAUAUAGAAGUCUAA